Messenger RNA from Striga hermonthica, 1860 nucleotides. The record is from the annotation of a GenBank genome assembly. NCBI's taxonomy places the organism in Eukaryota, Viridiplantae, Streptophyta, Magnoliopsida, Lamiales, Orobanchaceae.
AUGGGUUGCAUCAGCUCCAAGAAGGCCCGGCCCGAACAAGACUCGCCCGAAGAUGACCGUUAUUCAGUUUCCUCCUCAUCCUCCACGAGGGCGACCCUGAAUAACGGGCUUGCCCGGUCUGGUCCACCUUCAUUGUUGCACGUCCGGGCCGCGUUCGGGCCUUUGGAGAAGAUAAAGGAGGAGCCCGAGAAGGAGGAAGAAAUGGAUGAUGAUGAAGAGGAGGAGGAGGAGGAGGAGGAGGAGAUGGAAGAUGAGCCUGUUAAGGAAGGGUCAACCUUUUCGGGGCAUUCCAGGAAUUUACGGGCCGUAAAUAGAAGGCCGUCUCAUAAGAAGGCCGUUUUUAGCUUGAGAUUCGGGAGGUUGGGCGAGGGAGAACAUGUUGCGGCUGGCUGGCCCGCUUGGCUCUCCGCUGUGGCUGGGGAAGCUAUUCAUGGCUGGCUGCCUAUGAGAUUGGACAAGUUCAAAAGAUUAGACAAGAUUGGAAAAGGCACAUAUAGCGACGUAUACCGCGCGCGCGAUGUUGAAACUGGUAAAAUUGUUGCUCUGAAGAAGGUGCGGUUCGAUAACUUUGAACUGGGGAGCGUGAAAUUUAUGGCUCGUGAGAUCCUAAUCCUGCGCAAGCUUGACCACCCUAAUAUCAUGAAGCUUGAGGGCAUAAUCACUUCCCGAGUAUCAUGCUACAUUUACCUCGUUUUCGAAUACAUGGAACACGACCUUGCCGGCCUGUUAUCUUGUCCAGAGAUCAAAUUUACUGAAUCACAAAUCAAGUGCUAUAUGAGACAGCUAUUGAGCGGGAUAGAACACUGCCACAAACGAGGAAUAUUGCAUCGGGAUAUUAAAACGUCAAACAUCUUGAUUAAUAACGAAGGGAUUCUGAAAAUAGGUGAUUUUGGUCUUGCAAAUUUCAUGAGACCAAAGAACAAGCAGCCAUUGACGAGCCGUGUAGUCACUUUGUGGUACCGUCCUCCUGAGCUCCUUUUGGGAUCGACUGAUUAUGGAGAAGCUGUCGAUUUAUGGAGUGUGGGUUGUGUUUUUUGUGAGAUUUUCCUUGGAAAGCCUCUAUUUAAAGGCAGAACUGAGGUUGAACAAUUGCAUAAAAUCUUCAAACUUUGUGGGUCUCCACCUAGUGACUACUGGAAAGAGUCGAAACUUCCUCUGGCUAACAUGUUCAAGCCCCAGCUUCCUUAUGAGAGUAGACUCAGAGAAAGAUGUAGAGAGUUUCCAAAAAGUGCGGUUAGCUUAAUCGAAACAUUUCUGUCGAUCGAGCCUUAUAAACGUGGCACCGCUUCCUCUGCUCUUGAUUCCAAGUACUUCCGCAUGUUGCCUUACGCGUGUGAUCCAGCAAGCUUACCAAAGUACCCACCCAAUAAAGAGAUGGAUGCCAAAUCCCGUGAUGAAGCAAAAAGGAUGAAGGGUGGUGGGUCAGUUGGAGCAAGGAUGUCCCGUAAGAAUGUGCAAGAAUCGGUGGGACAGCGCAACUACAGCAGCAGCAGCGCCAACGUACAGAGGAGGAAGCAGGCGCACGAUACCCUGUCGGAGAUUUCGCGGAUGACUGAUGAGUCGGGUGGGUCCCGCCAGUCGAGCACCCGCUCGGUUCCCAUCCAGCCAUCGGCCACCUUCGUUCGACCUAAGAAGCACAGGCCAGUGGGAGCUCAGAGGAGGCACGCCCAAGACUCCGACAUACUGCACGUCAACGAUGACUCCUUUGCUCACCAAAUUAACAUGGAUAAUGGAAACACGAAGAAAGGCAGAGUUGUAUUAUCAGCGCUGUUGAUGUCUGAAGAAGAAAUAUCUUCAAGGCAACAUAACAACCGAUCUCGUCAACUGCAUCGUAAAUCCAGAUUCUAUGAAGAUUUGUGA